Bicyclus anynana (squinting bush brown) is the source of this 1530-nucleotide messenger RNA. Its product is annotated as phenoloxidase-activating factor 2-like. Lineage: Eukaryota; Metazoa; Arthropoda; Insecta; Lepidoptera; Nymphalidae. Gene Ontology annotation, biological process: proteolysis. The record is from RefSeq and is a predicted model, not a curated record. Gene Ontology annotation, molecular function: serine-type endopeptidase activity. The transcript is spliced from 10 exons. The coding region runs from base 247 to 1446 and encodes 399 amino acids.
UAAAAUGAGGAUAAAGCGGGCUCUCCAUAACCUCAAACGUUUCGCUAUUGAGGCAUGCGAUAAUAAUAAAUGAAUCAUGAACGGAGAAUAGGUAUUCAAAACAAAUCAUUCAGUUAUAGUUGAUUUGUCGGACGACAGAUACCCCUGGAAAUCCCAAGUUAUUUAUAAACUUGUAUUUUUUCGUCAGACAGUUUAGUUGUGAUAGUAUGUUUUCAUAGAGUAGGUAAUAAUUGACAGACCAAGUAGAUGUACUUAGCGAUGAGUGAGGUGGUCAGGGUGGUGCUAUGGCUGACCCUUGUGAGCUUGAGCCGAGCUGCGCAAGAUACAAUUAGCUCAGAACUCCUACGACAGAUCUUCGGGGAUCCGGAACCACAGGCCAAUCCUGCUCAGACUGUAACAUCUGUUGACUCUAGUUCAUUAUCGAACUGUACGACUAGUCGCCGCGAGCGUGGAGUGUGUGUAGCUGACCAUCUGUGUGACGUGGACAGACGUGACUAUAUGACCAGAACUGAUUGCCCCUCUUUGGAAGUUUGCUGCCGGCCCCAGGAUGUAACAGAUCAGAUGCUUCUACACUCGCCCAAACCCAUGCGAGAGGGAUGCGGGUGGGGGAACCCCUACGGCUUGGGGAUGUCGACACAGGGGGCUGACAAUGAGGCCAAAUUUGGGGAGUUUCCCUGGAUGGUGGCUAUUUAUAGAAUCGAACCAAUACAAGAAGACAAACCUGACGGUCGUACAUUAAACGUGUACUCGGGAGGGGGGUCUCUAAUCCACCCCAGCGCCGUGCUCACCGCCGCCCACAAAGUCGCCCCCCUCACUAACUCCCUCACCAGGGUACGCGCGGGGGAGUGGGCCAUGCUCACCACUGAUGAGCCCUUCCCCCACCAGGACAGAGAUAUCGUGUCCAUUGCGGUGCACGAGAAGUUCAACAAAGGCAACCUGUUCUACGACAUCGCGGUGAUGUUCCUGACGCAGCCCAUGGACCUGGCGCCCAACGUGCAGCUGGCGUGCCUGCCGCCGCCGCGCACGCGCGUGCCCGGCGGAGCACGGUGUCUCGCCUGCGGCUGGGGCAAGGACAAGUUCGGCAAGGAAGGACAACAUCCGAACACAAUGAAGAAGGUGGCGGUGCCCGUGGUAGAGCACGUAGAGUGCGCGCGUGCUCUGCGGGGCACGCGGCUGGGGCACUACUUCCGGUUGCAUAGCUCCUUCAUGUGCGCGGGCGGCGAGCCCGGCGUCGAUGUCUGCGCGGGGGACGGGGGCGCGCCGCUCGUGUGCCCCAUUGAGAAUGCCCCCGACCGCUACAUGCAGAGCGGUAUCGUCGCGUGGGGCAUCGGCUGCGGAGAGGACGGAACCCCCGGCGUGUACGUCGACGUGUCCAACCUGCGCGACUGGGUGGACUUCCAGGUGCUGGACAAGGGUCUGGACCCUCAGAUGUAUACUUACAACUAAACUUGGGUCUGCAAGAGGAAGAGGAGUAAACAUUUUACUGUAAAACAAAUAAAUAAAUAACUUUUAAAUAGCAUUAUCAUUUAC